AUGGAGGCCCCUCAUCCGACGGCUGGAUGGGAAAGGGUGGGUGAGCGGUUCUACCGCAAGACCCAGCUCUACACGGCUGUCUUUGACAAGGAUCUGGACUUGGACAACUACAUUGUUGCUGGGGCCCCGUACGGCGGUGCCAUAGCAAUAUACCGAGAUGAGAGCAAAUUACAAACGCUGCGGGCCGCCAAGUCCUCGAAGCCCAGCAUCGACAUCUAUAGCUGCUCAGGGAAGCUCCUGAAAAGCAUAGCUUGGGACAAAGGUUCCAUCAAAGGCCUAGGAUGGUCAGAAGACGAGAAGCUCCUGGUCGUCAGCUACGACGGCACCGUCCGUUGCUAUUAUGAUCUUCAAGGAGACUUUACCCAAUUCUCCCUCGGACGGGAGGCAGAAGACUUUGGCGUGCAGGCUUGCAGAUUCUAUGACCAUGGAAUGGUUGCAUUGCUAUCCAAUAAUGCUCUGAUAUCUGUUUCCUCGUACGACGAGCCCAGACCCAAGCAGCUUGCUACACCACCAGAGGGAGACGUCCAGGCCUGGACAAUUGUCUCCCCGAGCUUCACCCUGUCACGGUCCGUCGAAGUGCUCCUAAGCAUUGGCAAGACAAUCUACGUCGUGGAUGCCACUGACUGCGAAGACCGUUUUCUUGAUAUCGGGCCGUUCACCGAAAUUGCCGUCUCUCCGAAUGGCAAGUUUGCCGCACUCUACGCCGCGGAUGGGAAGACCCAUGUCAUCACGUCGGAUUUCCAAAGUCGCUUGAGCGAGUAUGACUCCAAGUCAAAGAUUCCUCCCAAAUACCUAGAAUGGUGCGGCAACGAUGCUGUGAUCAUUGCCUGGGAUGAUGAGGUCAAUGUUGUCGGGCCUGAGAGUGCUGUGGCGCAAUAUUUCUACGAUGGCAAAGUACACAUGUUAGCUGACCAUGAUGGCGUCAGACUCAUCACGAAUGAUGUCUGUGAUUUUAUACAGAGGGUGCCGGACGUCACAGAUGAGGUAUUCCGCUUCGGCACCGAAUCUCCUGCAUCAAUUCUGCUUGACGCGGUCGAGCAGCUUGAAAUACAGUCGCCAAAGGCCGAUGACAAUAUUCAGCUCAUCCGGCCGAGUCUCGUUGACGCGGUCGAUUCUUGCGUAGCUGCAGCUGGCCAUGAGUUCAAUGUCCAUUGGCAGAAGCAGCUACUGAAGGCUGCUUCGUUUGGCAAAUCUGUCCUCGAUAUUUAUAACAGCGAUGACUUUGUUGACAUGUGCGAGACACUGCGUGUUCUCAACGCGGUGCGCUUCUACGAGAUUGGCUUGCCCCUUUCAUACGAGCAGUAUCAACGAUUGACGCCAGAAGGAUUAAUUCAAAGACUAAUCAACCGCCACGAGUAUCUACUAGCACUGCGCGUCGCCGGCUACCUACGACUGCCCACUGAUCGCAUCUAUGUCCAUUGGGCAUCGACCAAAGUACGGGUCGGUGCUGAAGAUGACGAUGCCAUAUGCCGUCUGGUGGUGGAGAAGCUCGCUGGAAAGCCAGGUAUUUCAUUUGAGGCCAUUGCCCGUGCAGCAUAUGACGAGGGCCGUGGCCGUCUUGCGACCGAGCUGUUGAACCAUGAACCGAGGGCCGGUCGCCAAGUACCCCUUUUGCUCAGCAUGGAGGAAGACGAAAUAGCGCUUGAUAAGGCUAUCGAGAGCGGAGACUCAGAUCUAAUAUUCUUUGUGCUGCUGCAGCUCAAGAAGAAGCUCCCUUUGGCCUCCUUCUUCCGCGUCAUCAAUGCUCGUCCCGCAGCCACCGCGCUGGUGGAGUCCUCCGCAGCAUUGGAGGGUGACAACACUCUCCUGAAAGACAUGUAUUACCAGGAUGAUAGACGGGUAGAUGGCGCCGGGGUCUUCAUUCGCGAGUCGUUGCACCAACCCGAUGCCCGUACGGCGGGCGAUAAACUGGCGCUUGCGGCCAAAUUACUGUCAGAUUCACGAGAUAACACAUUCGAGCUGCAAGCGCUGAAAGAGGCUGCGACACUGCUUAGGAUGCAGGAGGCCUUCGACCGAGACUUCUCGGACAGCUUCACGGGCCUAAGCGUCAACGAGACGCUGUUCAAGCUGAUCCGCUUAGGAUACCACAACAAGGCCAAGAAGAUCCAGAGUGAAUUCAAGAUUCCCGAGAAGGUGGUCUGGUGGAUCAGGCUCCGUGCCCUUGUUGCCAAGCGGGACUGGAACGAGAUCGAAGAGAUUUCAAAGACACGUAAAAGUCCAAUUGGAUGGGAGCCGUUCUUCAACCAGACCCUCCAGGCAGGCAACCCCCGCCUCGCCGCUGUCUUCAUCCCGAAGUGCACCAACCUCGAGCAGGGCGCCGCCAUCACCAUGUACGAGAAGUGUGGCAUGCGCGUCAAGGCUGCCGAGGAGGCGGUCAAGGUCCGCGAUGCCGAGGCGUGGAUGAACCUGCUCGAGAGUGCUGGCCGGGGCACCACCGAGGGGAGAGAAAUCGAGAGACUGGGCGCUGCGGUGUUCAAGAAGUGA
Molecule: messenger RNA, 2484 nt
Organism: Neoarthrinium moseri
Lineage: Eukaryota; Fungi; Ascomycota; Sordariomycetes; Amphisphaeriales; Apiosporaceae
Exons: 5
Coding region: 1-2484 (827 amino acids)
Biological process (GO): vacuole fusion, non-autophagic; endosomal transport; intracellular protein transport
Cellular component (GO): cytoplasm; HOPS complex; lysosomal membrane
Molecular function (GO): actin binding
Source: RefSeq, a predicted model, not a curated record